AUGUGAAGAGGCUUUUGUAUUCAAGAUAUUUUGGAGGGGCUGCGAAUGAGAGAAAGGAAGAAAGAGGGCAAGGGGGGGGGAGCCUGAGAGAGAGAAAAGGAGAGGGAGGGCAAGAACGAGAUGGGUGGGUGGCGAGUUGUUGAUGGGGUUUUGAUGUGUAUGUGUGACGGUGGAGAGAGGUAGACAGGAAGAAAGCAAGAUACACUGAGAGUGAGAAAGAGAUAGUACAGGCCUCCUGACAAAGCAAGCAGAGGGAGGCAGCACAAGAUGUAGCUGUCUUUCUCAACAUUAUUCAGGAGGAAGGAAGCACUGAUAGACAAAAAAACAGCCAGUUGAGAGAGAGAGAGAGAGAGAGAGAGAGAGAGACAGAGCGAGAGAGAGAAAGAAGGCAGGCUGACCCAGUGGAAACACAGAGGACAGAAAGAAAAGGCAGCAGAGUCAUCCAUCCAGCUACCAGACAAAACAGAGGAAGGAAGGAGAGAGACUGAGAGUGAGACAGCGAGAUAAUCCCCAUCUUUCUAAGAGGUGAUUCUGGGUGGAAUGACCCUGUCAUGAUGCCACAGCCGUGCCACACCUCACGCCCAGGUGACCAAGGAGGGCGUGUCUGGCUAUCAGCCCAUCACAGAGGCAGCCCCAAUAGAGUUAUUUCCGAUUCUGGUUCAGAAAAAUUUCCUCUCAAGAGCCUCCUACAUCGUUGACACUCUGCCCCUCUGGUCAUAGCUCCUUCACCCCUGCUUCCUCUGUGGUCUUUACUGUUUACUGUUUACCUAUCUUGGUUGUUUAAUGGCAGCUGCCAUUUUAGACACAACUUCCAGAUGUUGUGCCAGAUGCAGGUUGUCCACACGGGCAGAAUUAGACAAGGACGAGCACAGAGGUGCUGUGCAGCUCAGCUUCCUGGUUCACACUGUUUGACAACACCACAACAGGAACUAUAGGACUUCCUAUUCCUGUGGAACAUCUUGCUCUGCCUCUUGGCACUUGUGAGGACCUACUUGACCCUGUUGCACAUAAGUUAGUCAAGACUCUCAUCCUCAAACAUAGGAACCAUGCGGCACAUUCAUGUGGAGUUAGCCCACAAAAAGGCUCCAUUAGAGCUUCCAGCCCAGGGGGGCGACCUGCCUCCACCCACAGCCCCAACACAUGGCCUAGACCCUGGCGUCAGACCAGGGGCACCUAGGCACUUUGGACAGGAGGAAUUGCGGCUCCAAAAGGUCUACCAGCUCUCCAUUUUCUCCCAGUUGGGGGGAUUUUCUACCUCCACCGAAUCCCACACUGAUACCCAACAGAGGCCUGUCCGGUUGGGUGUGAAAAGGGGUCUAGAGGAGCCCCAGUUGACUCAUAAGCGCCCCCACCUGGGGGACUCCUCUGACAAGGAGGCAUUGGAAGGAGGGGUGCUGUGUGGGCCAGCCCCGGCUCAAGGUGUUGGGAUGGGGUUAGCGACUGCCCCUGGUGGGCCUGCUUCUGUAUACUCUUACACACAGAUGGAGCACAGAGACUCUGAGGGAGGACUGUCACCCAGGUCUCCACCACUUUCCCCAAGCCACAACCCCUCCCGCCGCCCAACCCAGCACAAUCAUGACAGGCCCAUUCCUGAUGUUUUUGCGCCACUCUCACCUAAAUCACCCCCAAUGUGUGACCCACAUGGGCAUCUCUGUGACCAGGGCCAUUCCCUCGGAAACUCAGCCAAGAGUGAGCCACCUAGCGGGGGCUACUCACUAGGUAGCCCUGGAAAUGAGAGCUGUAGUAAUGGCUCAUCUGGAGGCCAGCCCAGCCCCCACCUAUAUGAAAUGCCCGUGUAUGAAACUCCAAACCCUGCCAGCCCCACCAGCCCACCAGGCCCUUUCUCCCCCCCACACCACACAGAGCUGCAUGAACCAGGGGAGGCCACUGAGUGGGAAGCUGGACUUGAAUCUUCCCCACCUGAGCGAAGUGCCACCCAGGCUGCCUCCUCGUCUAAUGGCCUGGCUUCCUGGGAGAAAACUCCCAGCAGUAAUGGCCACCGUCUGUCCUCUGGAGGCCACUGGCCAGCCAAAAAGAGGCUGCUGUCCCCAAGCGACACAGGGGAGUCUUGUUCAGAAGAUGAGGGACCCUCUACAUCCAAGAGAAGCAGGUUGUCAUUGUUGGCUCCAGGACUUGGCCCGACCUCAUGUCGCAGCACUGAUGCUAAAGCUGCCCCUUACUGGAACCACCUGCUGCCCUCUGCAUGGGACCGGCCCAAGACUGCUGCAGAAUGUACAAGAUCAGGAAGACGGCUAAAAAGUGGUCUGAGGCUGAAAAGUCGCCAGCUGCGCAGCGGCAGACACACAGACACCAGCCGCUCCACACGUUCCAGUUGGCCCUCAUCUUCCAUCAGCAGAUCACUACUUGGCAACUUCGAGGAGUCCAUACUGAAGGGACGAUUCUCCCCCUCAGGCCGGAUCGAAGGCUUUACGGCAGAGAUCGGUGCCAGCGGAUCCUAUUGCCCACAGCAUGUCACCCUGCCUGUGCAGGUUACGUACUACGACAUCUCAGAGCAAAGCGCACCCUCACCCUUCCUGGGGGUGAUAUCCCUCGAGCCUCUUGGAAAGAAAGGAUACAGCAUACCCAAAGCAGGGACCAUUCAAGUGACCUUAUUUAAUCCCAACAAAACUGUGGUGAAGAUGUUCCUGGUGACCUACAACUUUGGCGACAUGCCAGUCAAUCACAUGACCUUCCUGCGCCACCGUAUCUUCCUGGUGCCUGUAGAGGAGGGGGUUGAGGGGAAAGGCGAGGCGUCUCCAGGGGGCGGAGUGCUAGAUAGGAAGAAGAUUCUCUGUUACCUGAUACAUCUCAGAUUCCAGAGCUCCAAAUCUGGGAAGAUCUACUUGCACAAUGAUAUCCGGCUGCUAUUCUCCCGCAAAUCCAUCGAAGUGGACACAGGGAUCCCUUAUGAGCUGAAAUCUUUCACCGAGGUGCCAAGAAACCCUAAGUACUCCCCCCGUGUGUGACCCCCGCCUGACCCUUUGACCCUCCCUAAUGCCAACGCCCCUCCUGUGCUUCCUGAAGAGGAGGGAGGGAAACAGAAAGACUGCUAGAAUGAUGGACCCAAAACUUGAUAAGACUUGAUGAGACACGCCACAUGCACACAAGACACACAUGCACAUAUGAUACAGAGUUGGUAAUAGCAAAAGUCCUGCUUUUUAUGCAUUUAUUCUCCAUUUAAAGUAAAAAACAAAUUGGUGAACAAUGUCAAUCAACCAAACACGACAUUCCUUGUAUUUUCCAUUCACUGAAAAUAUAUAAAAAAUAUUAGAAAUACUAGUGUAGGAGCAGUCCAGCAUGCAUGCAGUCAAAAGCAGGACUUCUACAACACCUCCAUCUGUACAAAUAAAGAGAGUCACCGACACUGACACACACCAAAACAGACUGACAAGACUCACGCACAGCACAUACCACACACGUCACAGCUGAAACACUUUCUGGUGGAGACUCUGAGUUCAGUGUUAACAUGCAUGCCUUGUGACUUAAACACCUGAAUUUUCCUCUAGUGCCGUAUCACACUGUCCUUCACUCUGCCUGCAGCUCCAACCGACUCAUCGGACCAAUCAUUUUUCACAAAUUUCGAUUUGACAAAAGGCCACAAACAAUAAGCACAUCACUGAUUGUGGGGUGAAUAAAAUGAUUUCCCCCUUCCACUUUUCACGCACUUACACACUUUAUGACCUGCGAAGGUGAGCAGGGACACAAACCCUAGUGAAAGCAAAGGCUGAAAUGGAAUCAGCUAUCUUGAUUGGAUGUCUUAUCAUUUAACACAUGAUGAACAACACACGGACAUGAUUUGACCAAACUCAGGACGUCUGUUGUAGAAUAAAUUUCUAUUCUUACCAUUUCACCUAUCAUGGUACAGACCACUGUGUGCAAUUCAAGCCAGGAGGGUCACACCAAGUCAUGAAAAACAGGUGAAUCCAGUUUAUUAUAUGUAGCCAGACUGAGGGACACUGUGCUGUUUUUAUUUUUAUUUUUUUUAGAUUCUGUUCAGAUCAGUCUGAUGUUGGAUCAGGAAAAAAAUUUAAAAAAAACAAAAAGCCGUAGUAUUUUUAAUUUAUGUUUUCGCAAAUGUCUUAAUAAGCAAUAUGCUGCACAAAGUAGAGUGUGUUUUUCAGCCGGACGGGCUUUCUCUCUGGAGGGGGGAACGGAGAAAGCAAAGAAUUGUGUGAGGGAAGAAAUGGGAGGAGGGAGGGAUGAUAAGGGAGGGAAGGGUGGUGGGGUAUUUAAUAUGAGGAAAAAGUCUAUGUAUAUUUAAAAGAAUAAACUCUGCGACUGGCGAGUAGCA
This is a messenger RNA of Micropterus salmoides (largemouth bass), 4291 nucleotides long. RefSeq names its product protein FAM214B (gene atosb). Bases 1047 to 2966 code for a protein of 639 amino acids. Lineage: Eukaryota; Metazoa; Chordata; Actinopteri; Centrarchiformes; Centrarchidae. The transcript has 10 exons. The record is from RefSeq and is a predicted model, not a curated record.